CAUAGUUCUUACAAUAUACGCAUGUUUAAGUUAUUUCAGAGUAACAAUGCUUUAUUAAGCUUCGAUCGGAAAUCAAAGAAGUCGUCAUGACGGAGAAGUCUGAAAUUGAUGUCGUGAUUGAUGAAAUAUUCGAACAGCUGAGCUCUACUGAAGCGACCUCUCAAGAUGGCUUACAGAAACUACAAGACCUCAUCGAAAAAAGUAAACACUCCCUGCGUCCUUCUAGUCCUAAAGAUAGCAACUGGCUGGAAUCAUUAGAGACUAAAAUCACCUCGUUUAUGACGACAAAGCCAUACAACCCAAAUAAGCAAAGAAGUGCGUUGAUAGCACUGGACUUGCUGAUCAAAAACCAAGUGAGAUUGACCCACUAUACGCGUCAUUUGGGGACAAUCACGCUGAUACGGCCGAGUAAAGAUAUCGAACUGCAAGAACAUGCAGCUUCAACAUUGGGAAAGUUACAUCAAGCUUCUGGAAAUAAACACACUCAAAGCGCCGAGUAUCAAAUCAGAAUAUUCUUCGAAUUUUUGAACCAUUGUGAAGAUGAUACCCAAAUGUUACAAGCAGUGUUGAUGUUGAGAGAGAUUGCAACAUCAAUGCCGUCUCUAUUCAUUGGAAAAGCGGAGGGCGACCAUUUCUUUUCCAGAAUCAUUCCGGCGUUUAAGAGUAACAGCGAAACUAGAAAUCGCGGAUCUGCGUUGCUGAACGUUGUGAUUCGUCUUUACGCGAUGCGUGAAGAGAAAGAUCGAAAGAAGGUAACGCGUCUAGAGCAAAGAAACACUUGGGCGUAUCAAGUGUAUAAAAAUUUUAGAUCGCUCUCAGAAAACUUAUCGAAUGAAACUGAUUGUCAUGGAGCUAUUCUAAUGCUGCAUGAACUGGUUUCAGUCGCUAAUAAACUGGACAUAAGUCCUCUAGAGUUGAAACUUCAAGACUAUCACGCAGGGAGUUUUGCGCCCCUGAGAAAACAAUCGUUCAAUGCUUUGCCCGUUGAAAAGUUCGAAGCACUCCAAGAAUCGAAUCAAUCGAGGAAAGAACUGCCGAAAAAUGUACAUAGUAAGAUUUCGAGGAAUAUGGUGACGAGUCACUUCCAUGAUAUAUGCAACAGUGUUCUGUCUAUCAUGUUGGUUCAACCCACUAAUAAGGACCCUAAUGUGCGAGCUUCUUUGAUAAGUCUGAUACCCCGGCUAGCCGCAGUUGAUCCCAGUGAAUUUGAGAACCAUAAGGUCGAAGGCCCAAUUGCUGGCUUCCCAGGUCUGAAAAAGAUAUUCCACGAAUCAUUGACUUAUCUCAUAGACAGCUACAAUCUCAAAACUCAAGUUCCAGACAAGCGACCAAAUGUUUCCGGUGGUGAUACAAAUACUGAUUGCGAAAUUAAAUCGUUGGCUUUGUUAGUUCAGAUCAUGAGCAAUCGAAUCAUGGAUAGCCCAACUCACAAAGAGCGAAUCAUGAAGCACAUUUCGCAGAUAUUCAUCAUGGAACCUAUGUCUCUCAAACGCUCAAGGGGUGGAAGUUUAGUACCACAACCUCUCCACGCGCCCCCUUCCGCUUAUGCACUAAUAGCAUGUUUUGUACAGGCUCUAAAUUACUCAAUGACCGAGUCAGAAAUGCAUAAAUUAGUUGACCUUGCUAUGAAACACGGCUUGAAUCGUUACUUGGCACUAUGUUUACAUGACAUCUGCUCAAACGCUCCUUUGGAUAAUUUUGCGUUCAAGUUACAAAUCAAAAACAAACUCUUCACUGAGAUUUCUAGUAAGAUUGUUCAUUUUGAAGCUGUAAAAGUGACCGAAGAAAGUAAUGCAACUAAUCAGAACACGAUGCUAAAAAAGAAAAUGUCUACAGUAAGUAAUGCACCGGGAAGGGAAUCGUUAGAUGCAAACGAAGAUAUAACCACAGCUGUUAUAAUGGCCCUGGAAAUACUGGCUGCUUUUGAUUUCACAGGAGUUGCUCUAUCUGGAACCGUCGGGUUCUGUGCUGACAAGUUGCUAAACUAUGACAAAGGAGUCCGCUUAGCCGCUGCAAAGGCCUGUUGCAACCUUUUGAUUUCGGACGAUGCGAGUUUUUUGCUCGAUUCCAAUCGUGCUAAAACUGCGCUCUACGAAGCGGAUAGAACACUCAGAACAACACUGCCAAAGAUAAUAAACAUUGGUGUGACGGAUCCGUCUGCACAAGUGCGAUUGGCGAUCGUUUCUUCCUUGGAUGCGAGAUUCGACCCAUUUCUGGCGCAAGUUGACAAUCUGAAUUCCCUGUUCAUUGCGCUGUAUGACGAGUGUUUCAAAGUUCGCGAGUAUAUUGUGUGCAUUUUGGGACGCCUGAGUGAAGCAAAUGCUGCUUACGUAAUGCCGGCUCUGCGAAAGUUCUUGCUGCAGAGCCUGAAGGAGUUACAGUAUACGGAAGUUCCGAAAGCAAGAGAAAGGUGCUCGGUUCUCUUGGGGAAUCUGCUGUACAAUACUCCGCGACUGUUGACCGCUUACAUGGAAUCUGUCAUGAAUUGUCUCAUUCCUAAGUUAAUUGCUGCCAAUGAGACCUCCAACGUUAAUGCCACAGACAUUGCAGUUUCCAUUUCCUUCAUGCGGACGAUUGGAAUUUUAGCAGAAGUAAGUGGGCGUGAUAUUGCUCCAUAUUUUCCAAAACUAAUGCCGACCAUUUUGGAUUUUAUCAAGGAUUCUCAAAACACGAAGAGAAAAAUUGCCGGCCUGUGGACCCUGGGUAAUCUCAUUUUCAGUGGGGGAAAUGUGGUUCAGCCGUGCAUUGAUUAUCCUGAGCUUCUAGAAUUGCUACUCGAGAUGAUAAAAAGUGAAGUGUCUGUUGCUGUUCGCAACCAAACUAUCAAAGUGUUAGGCUCACUUGGACCGUUGGAUCCUUAUGUUUACAAAACUAUUUUGCAGCCAGCCAUGUUUCAAAGCCUUCGACUGGCUGAAAAAGAAACAGAAAAUGCAGACCCAAACUUGUCUGAUUUGACGUCCAUGAUAGAAACAGCCGUGAUGGAUGAUGUUUAUCCAGCGGUUGCUACAGACGCACUCCUCAAGAUCCUCGGCGAUGCGACUCAGAGUCAGUACUGGCCUCGAGUGAUUGAAGGCUUCAAGUUCAUGGUGGUUUCAAUGGGAAUCAAAAGUGUGUCAUUCAUUGGAAGAGUAAUCCCAGCUUACUUGAACGUGCUGCAGAACAUCCCUAUUAAUACGGAUCGGAAUAAAAUGUCAGAAAUUGUGCUGAUCAGCUUGACAAAAAUUGUUAACACAGUCAAGGAUCACAUACGGCCCUACUUGAAAGAAAUCGUCGAAUGUCUGAGCCAAGUGUGGUCUACUGCCCUUGAGAAAAAUUUGAUCGAACUUUUGGGAUGCUUGGCAAAAUAUGUUGGCAGUGAUUUGAAACAGCAUUUUCAUUUGGUCUUGCCAAAGGUAAUCGAGAUAAUCAAACGAGAUGUGAAGUCCCCAAACCCAGUCGUUAAAAGUUUGGUCGAAAGCUUCCGGACUUACGGUGUGAUGCUUGAAGGCUAUAUUCACAUACUAUUACCUGCCUUGAUGGGUUGCCUGGAGGCAACCAACCAAAGCAUUCUGAAAAUAGAAAUCUGUUCUACGUUGAUUUACUUCUGCGAAAAAAUGGACAUGACUGAUUACUCCAGUCUAAUGAUUCACUCAUUGCUGCGAGUUGUAGAACAUGAUCAUUAUCUAAAUCAAAGGCUCUCGUAUAGUAGUCAAAGUUCUUCAGGAGCUGGAACAUCGAUCGGGCCACAAGGAAACGUCACACUGCCAGUGUGUGACAGACCAGUCACGAACCGAGUAUUCGACGUUCUGGCUGCCAUUUGCUUUAUCCUCAAGACCCGGUUCCACAUUUUUAGACCGGUGGUAGAACAAGUAGCUGAUAAAUACAGAGUAAAUCAUUUGAACUACCUUUUUGUUCUGGAGAAUAUCGAUCACAUGUUUUACUCGCAGACUGGGAAGUAUCGAUCGGAUAUAGGGGCGAGAAUUUUUGACAGAAAUAAAAAUAGAGCCGCAGCUCCUGGACAAUUGGGACCCGCGAUGGAAAUUGGAGCGGCUCAAAGGCAUUCAAUAGAGUCGGAUCUUCCCAUGUUGAAGCGUUCCUGGUCAACAGAAGGAAAAGUGUCGAAAGAUGAUUGGACUAGUUGGUUCAAAAAUCUCUCAUUCAUGCUUCUUAAUAAGUCACCUUCACCCAUUUUGAGAGGAUGUUCGCUAUUGGAUCAUCCUCAGCUAAGAAAGGACUUGUUCAAUGUCGCAUUUUUGUCAUGUUGGGUGGAGUUAGAUCAACUGCAUCAAGAUGAAUUGAUACACGAGUUGAAAACUGCUUUGGAGUUUGAGGAUGCGCCAGAGUUGACUCUUGCCAUAUUAAACUUGGCAGAGUUUAUGGAACAUUCGGAGAAGGGACCUUUGCCUUUAGACCAUUUGCUUCUGGGUAAAGUAGCGGAGAAAAAUGGUGCUUAUGCGAAAGCGCUGUACUACCGAGAAAGCGCUUUAAGAAGUCACGAACCAGGCGCUAAAGAGAUACCCGAAAUUCUGGAAAGCUUGCUGCACGUGAACACAAAGUUGCAUAAUUAUGACGCCGCCACUGGAGUUCUGAAACUGGCCACCACAGGUGUAGAUGAGUCGUGGUAUGAGAGUCUGGGACAGUGGGAAAAUGCAUUGAAACAGUAUAAUUUAAAAGUGGGCGAAGCGCUAAAACCGAAACAUGUGGUCGGAAAAAUGAGAUGCCUGGAAGGUUUAGCCGAAUGGGAAGACUUGCAAAUGCUGGUUAAAGAUGUUUGGGGGCGCACUGACUAUCUUGUUAAUGAUUACCCGGAAACAAUUGCGGAUCUAGGUGUGAAAGCAUGUUGGGCCUUGGGAAACUGGGAGGAAAUGAAUACUUUCAUUACUGCACUACCGACAAAUGCUCCGAAACAGACAUUUUACAAAGCAGCGUACGCAUUGCACAAAAAAGAUACAAUAAACGCGAUGAAAUUGAUUCAAGACUGUAGAGAUUUAGUCGACAACGACUUGACGACAUUGGUCAAAGAAAGUUAUAGUCGAGCUUAUGGUACGUUGGUGGAAUUGAAACACUUCAGCGAAAUGGAGGAGGUUAUUUCAUAUACCUUCAUGAGAUCCAGACAGGAUUCGAUUAAGCAGAUGUGGCGAGAUAGACUUUUAGGCGGUCAGCCGAAUGUUCAUGACUGGCAGAACUCUUUGUUGGUUCAUUCGUUAGCCAUUCGUCCAGAGGAUAACGAAGUGACUUUGCUGAAAUUUGCGGGUCUUUGCAUGCGGCAAAAUCGUAUGAAGAUCAGCUUCAAAGUACUGCAGUCCUUGCUUCCAGACAUAAAGUUCCCAGAUAACCAGAAGCUGCAAGAGAUACGAGACCCAGAUAUAUUGGAUCAUGAAAUUGGUGAUAUGACAGAACGUCUUGCCGGUGCAUGUUCUAACAAGAUAUCAGUUGUUUACAUGUUUCUUAAGCAGCUUUGGGAGGUACACAGGAGAAAUGAUUUGGUGAAACGCAGAUUGAUCCAGUCUCUGGGUAUGAUUACGAACAAAGUUAUGGGUUUGUAUUCGGGCAUGUAUGUUCCUGAAAUGAUGAUGGCGGCUCGACGAUAUGACAAUGGUCGAGGCAAGCAAGUUGCCCGUUUUUGCUUACUUUACGCGUCAUGGCAAAAAUCGUUUGGAAUUAACGUCAGGUCGAUUAGUGAUAUAAUUGCGAACUGCCAGUAUGCUACUGAAAACUGCAAGAAUUGGUACAAAGCAUGGAGAAUGUUAGCAGAGAGCAGUGCAGAGGCAUUCCAGUUGAUGAGGGCUAGUGGAUCUAGUAAUGGAGGAUCAUCAGGCAGCGCGAACACUCUACACAUACCAUCACAGCAAACAUCUCUGCCAGUAGGACCUUCGCCUCAGAUGUACGCCAGGAGUUCAAGCGCCAGGUCUCUGGGGUCAACGAAUGGAUCCCAGUCAAUGUUGCAGACUUCUCAUAGCAAUCCAGUUACAUUGCACUUUUUAGUGGCUGUUAAUGCGUUUGUGAAGUCUAUUCGAUGUUGCUGGGAUAAGAAGAAAGACACACUUCAAGAUACUCUACGACUUCUGACACUACUGUUUGAGAAUGCAGGAAUUCUCGAAUCACCAGAAUUCGUUUUGGAUACUUUGAAACAAGUACAUGUUGAUGUAUGGCUUCAAGUGAUUCCUCAGUUGAUAGCUCGAGUAGCAAGUGCGCGCUCUGUUAUCGGAAAAAUCAUUAUACCACUUCUGGUGGAUAUCGGAAAAGCACACCCGCAUGCGGCAGUGUAUUCCCUAAUGGUAGGUGCGAAGUCUACUAGUCCCGCGAGAGCACAGGCCGUGCAGACAGUUCUGGAUGCAAUGAAAGACAGAUAUCCUGAGAUAGUGAAGCAGGCCCAGAUUCUGAGUCACGAACUAAUCCGGGUCUCAAUUCUCUGGCAUGAGCUGUGGCACGAAGGGCUUGAGGAGGCCAGCCGCAUGUACUUUGCUGACCGGAAUCCGCGAGGCAUGUUUGCUAUCCUGGAGCCACUGCAUGAUUUAAUCGAGAAGGGAGCCGAGACCAUGAAAGAGCAGAGUUUUAUGCAGCACUUCGGGAGAGAUCUGACUGAGGCAAAGGAGUGUUGUAACAGAUACCAGCAGCAGGGGAACGCCAGAGAACUCAGCCAAGCCUGGGAUCUCUACUACCAGGUUUUCCGCCUUAUCACAAAACAAAAUCUGUCCAUGACGUCGCUAGAACUGAACUACGUCUCGCCUCGCCUGUUGAAUGCCUGUAGAGACCUGGACUUGGCUGUUCCAGGCACAUACGAACCCAAUCAGCCUAUCAUACGAAUUUCCUCGGUAAAUCCAGUGGUCAUGGUAAUCGGAUCUAAGCAGAAACCGCGCAAGCUGUGCAUCAGUGGGAGCAACGGAAAAGACUACCAGUUCCUUCUGAAAGGGCACGAAGACAUGCGACAGGAUGAGAGAGUUCUUCAGUUAUUUGGAUUGGUCAACUCGCUUCUGGACAAAGACAAGCACAACCUCAAACGGAACUUGGGUGCCAUACCCCAGUACGCAGUGAUCCCACUCUCUACUAACUCUGGUCUUUGUGGCUGGGUGCCGCAUUGUGACCCCCUGCAUACACUGAUCAAGGAGUACAGAGAGAAAACUAAAAUACAUCUCAACUGGGAGCACAGACUGAUGCAGAAAAUGGCCCCGGAUUACGACCAUCUUACCAAAAUGCAGAAAGUGGAGGUGUUCGAAAAUGCACUGAACAAUACCAAUGGCAUGGAUCUGGCCAAAAUCAUGUGGUAUCGCAGUGCCAAUUCUGAGAUCUGGUACGAGAGGCGUCUGACCUACACCAAAUCAUUAGCUGUGAUGUCGAUGGUGGGCUAUAUUUUGGGCUUGGGUGAUCGUCAUCCUUCUAAUAUUAUGCUGGAAAGAACUACAGGGAACAUUAUUCACAUUGAUUUUGGUGACUGCUUCGAAGUAGCGGUCCAUCGGGAAAAGUUUCCAGAAAAGAUUCCUUUCAGGCUGACGAGGAUGUUAAUUAAGGCCAUGGAAGUGAAUGGAAUUGAGGGUAAUUACAGAGCAGCUUGUGAAACAACUAUGCGGCUAUUACGUCAGAACAAGGACAGUCUUAUUGCAGUUCUGGAGGCAUUCGUGAACGACCCGCUGCUCAACUGGCUGGCGUUGGACAUGAGGAAUGGUCAUCAGCAGAAUGUGCCGUACCAUGGCAGCCAGCAAUCGCAGUAUCAUUCUCAAAGAAGUAACGGAGCUGUUAAUGGGCAGCCAACUUCCAAUAACGGACACCAACGAGGCUCAUCCCGAGGGACUGCGACGAACGGAGCAUCGGGUGACGCGGCACUGAACUUGGGACAUGCAGUUGGACAACCGGAGGGAAAUAGAAAGGCAUUGGAUGUUCUGAAACGCGUGAAUGACAAGUUGGACGGUGCAGAUUUUGGACCGAAUGCGAUCUUGGAUGUAGAAACUCAAGUUUCCAAACUGAUCACACAAGCGACGUCGCAUGAGAAUCUUUGUCAGUCUUAUAUUGGGUGGUGUCCGUUUUGGUGAAGAACAGAUUUCUUUGUGACUGCCUAGCCUAUCUAUACAAUUUGUCAUCAUUGUCCUUUGAUCUUAUGAACAAAUAUAGUGUAGAUUUAAUUACGAACUUCUAUCUUUCGUGAGAUAAAAAUUUUGGAUUUUUCUGAUAGAUAAUAUAUCUAGUUAGUUAACAUGUGCUCUUUUCAUAAUAUUUCAUUUAAUA
This is a messenger RNA of Symsagittifera roscoffensis, 8199 nucleotides long. Its product is annotated as serine/threonine-protein kinase mTOR-like. The transcript is spliced from 4 exons. Gene Ontology annotation, cellular component: nucleus; TORC2 complex; TORC1 complex. Lineage: Eukaryota; Metazoa; Xenacoelomorpha; Acoela; Convolutidae. Gene Ontology annotation, biological process: protein phosphorylation; TOR signaling; negative regulation of macroautophagy. The record is from RefSeq and is a predicted model, not a curated record. Bases 87 to 8006 code for a protein of 2639 amino acids. Gene Ontology annotation, molecular function: protein-containing complex binding; protein serine/threonine kinase activity; protein binding.